GCGAGUACCUGCGGGAUGCAAAAGCGGCAGGCCAGGAAGAGGCACGCGCCUGCCCGCGCCUCCCCCCGCCAGCGGGCGAGCUUCGCUGAGAGCCUGAGGGGCGAACCCCCGGCGGUCUGGGUGGCUUGGCGGAGCGCCUGGGCCGGGCGUCCAUCCCUCUCCCCACCCACCGCCGGCUGCUCUCCGCCUUCCCUUCCCCGCCGCUGCUUUUUGCAGCCUCUCUCUCGGUCUUCACUACCGGGUCAGGCUCUGAGGGAAGCGAGUGAGGGAGGCAGCCAGCCAGCUCCCCACCUCCGACAUACACAACCCGCCCUUCUUUUUCUCUCCUCCCUCCAGUUACUGUACAACUAGUAUACGCGCGCACACAACGCACGCCCAGCAUCCUGGCGGCUGCCGCAGCUGCCAUGGCCAGCGGAGCCCACCGCGCAGGCAGCUAGAGGAGCCGCGAAGGGAAACGGGCGCCCUCCCGCCCUGCCUGCCUGCCCUCCCUCCGUUCUCCCCCCGCCAUCCUCUCCAGACGACCGGGAAGAGGAGAGGCUGCCGCCCCCCGCCUCCCUCUCCCCUCGCCCGCGGAGGCAACUCCAAGGACACCCCGAGGCAAUGUCCAAGGGCUUGAAAAAGAAAAGCCACUGGACGAGCCGGGUCCACGAAUGUGUCAUCGCCCGCAACGCCGAGGGCCAGCUGGGCUUCGAGCUCAAGGGGGGAGCCGAGCACGGGCAGUUCCCCUACCUGGGGGAGGUCAAGGCCGGCCAGGUGGUCUACGAGAGCGGCGGCAAGCUGGUGCCCGAGGAGCUGCUCCUGGAGGUGAACGAGACCCCCGUGGCCGGGCUGACCAUCCGGGACGUGCUGGCCGUGAUCAAGCACUGCAAGGACCCCAUCCGGCUCAAGUGUGUCAAGCAAGGUGGAAAGCCCAAGAUAGCUACAUUCUUCCAGCCCUGGGGAGUCCUGAGCAGUGGAGGCGUUGUUGAUAAAGAUCUUCGUCACUACCUCAAUUUGCGGUUCCAGAAGGGCUCAGUGGACCACGAGCUGCAACAGAUCAUCCGAGACAACCUCUACCUCCGAACUGUGCCAUGCACUACAAGGCCUCAUAAGGAGGGUGAAGUCCCUGGUGUGGAUUAUAUUUUCAUCACUGUUGAAGAUUUUAUGGAACUGGAGAAAAGUGGUGCUCUCUUGGAAAGUGGAACAUAUGAAGCUGAAUUCUCAAACUGUAAACCUUUCAGCGUUUGA
This is a messenger RNA of Sphaerodactylus townsendi, 1227 nucleotides long. Its product is annotated as membrane-associated guanylate kinase, WW and PDZ domain-containing protein 2-like. The coding region runs from base 601 to 1227 and encodes 208 amino acids. The transcript has 5 exons. The record is from RefSeq and is a predicted model, not a curated record. Gene Ontology annotation, cellular component: dendrite; cytoplasm. Gene Ontology annotation, biological process: signal transduction; receptor clustering. Lineage: Eukaryota; Metazoa; Chordata; Lepidosauria; Squamata; Sphaerodactylidae. Gene Ontology annotation, molecular function: type II activin receptor binding; signaling receptor complex adaptor activity; beta-1 adrenergic receptor binding.